Molecule: messenger RNA, 2143 nt
Organism: Xenia sp. Carnegie-2017
Lineage: Eukaryota; Metazoa; Cnidaria; Anthozoa; Malacalcyonacea; Xeniidae
Product: ATP-dependent DNA helicase PIF1-like
Exons: 7
Coding region: 114-1934 (606 amino acids)
Biological process (GO): telomere maintenance; DNA repair
Molecular function (GO): DNA helicase activity
Source: RefSeq, a predicted model, not a curated record
GAUGUCAUGUCUAAAUUAUUUGAUUCGAAUUAAUCAAUCGAUUUCGUUUGUACGGACGAAGAUAGUUCACUGAGUGUUUGGAGUAUAACUUUAGUACUUGUUCAAAGCAAAGCAUGGAUGUCAGCCAUCUUCAGUGCACUAUCAAUAUGGAAAAACUCAAUGAGCAAGGUAUUGUUCGACAACGAUCUACUUACAAAAGAUGUACCAUUGUGCUUGGACGUGAUCAAUUUCGUGACAUUCUCUUAAGAAUUAUUGUCAAAGAUCAAAUAGCUCACAGUUUUAAUUUAAAAGAAAUCAUUUUAUAUCGACGUUUUUUAAAAGAAGGCAAGGCAACCAUUAAGCUUUUAACACAAAGCAUUCUUAUCAUGUUGUCGAAUUGUCCUCCUGAUAGACUCAGUGCCUUUCUUGCCUGUUUGAAGGUCAAACAUGCCAUAAAAUAUAACGAAGGUUUAACUUGUGAUCGAAAGCGCCUUCGCAGUGAUAUUCCGAAAUGCUUUGAUAAUAUUAGUCCUCUCGUGGAAAAUGACUUGAAAAAAGCGAAGGAAAACAUUCCCCUACAAUCAUUGCAUGAUAAAACUCCCAAACGAAAACGCUUCGAAGGACCAAACGAUAUUAAUCCUCGUAAGCUUAUGGUUGUAUCCAACAACGCCAUCAGUCAGCCAAAAUCUAAUAUGAAGCUAAAUAAAUCACAAUUAAAUGCACUAAAUGCAGUAAAAUGUGGUCAAAAUGUUUUCAUUACUGGCAGUGGUGGCACUGGAAAAUCAUUCUUGUUAAAGAAAAUUAUUGGUUUAUUACCACCUCAUGAUACAUUUAUAACAGCAAGUACUGGUGUAGCUGCAUGUCAAAUUGGGGGUAUGACAUUGCAUUCCUUUGCAGGUAUUGGAAGUGGAUCAAGUUCACUUGAGAAAUGCAUUACUAUGGCAUCUAGGCAUCUCCCAUCUGUUCAGUGGAAGAACUGCCAACAUUUGAUCAUUGAUGAAAUAUCAAUGAUUGAUUCAGUUCUAUUUGAUAAGAUUGAAGCAAUUGCUCGUGCAAUUCGAAAGAAUGAAAAACCUUUUGGAGGAAUUCAACUUAUUAUCUGUGGAGAUUUUCUUCAACUGCCACCUAUUAUGAAAAAGAAUGAAACAAAAAAGUUUUGUUUUCAGGCAGAAAGUUGGUCAUUAUGUGUACAUAAAACAAUUGAGUUGACUGAAGUAAAAAGACAAUCUGAUCCUCUCUUUGUUAACAUUCUCAACAAUAUUCGAGUUGGCAGAUGCCCUGAUAACGUAGUAGAAAAACUAAACGAAACAAAAGAAAAUAAGAUUGAUGCCGAUGGUAUAUUAGCAACAAGACUUUGCACUCAUAAAGAGAACGUUGAUCAGAUAAAUAAAGUUCAACUGGAAAGCCUGCCGGGGAAAAUUAUGUCAUUUCAAGCCAUAGACAGUGAUCAAAUGUUCACGAAAACCCUUGACUCUUGCUGUCCUGUCGGUGCAACUUUGGAAUUAAAGAUUGGUGCUCAGGUGCUGUUGACUAAAAAUUUAGACAUCGGUCAAGGUUUAGUAAAUGGUGCACGUGGCAUUGUGGCGAGCUUUUCAUCCGGGAAUACAGUCACUCCAGUCGUUAAGUUCUCGAACGGAUUGAAACGAGUAAUUAAAGCAGAAAAGUGGAUGAUUAAAACUGGAUCUUCUGGUCAAGUUACCCGUACACAGCUACCUUUACAGUUAGCCUGGGCUAUUUCUAUUCAUAAAAGUCAGGGAAUGACUCUUGAUUGUGUUGAAAUAUCUCUGUCGAGAGUUUUUGAAUGUGGGCAAGCUUAUGUUGCUUUGUCACGAGCUAAAACUCUCAGGGGUUUGCGUGUUUUAGACUUUAGUAAAGCUUGCAUAAAAGCUCAUCCUGAUGUUCUUAAUUAUUACGUUCGACUGCGACGGAGAACCAAUCUUCAGAAUAGUUUGUAAGAUAAGUAAGUGUAAAGAAACCGAGUUAUAGCUAGUAGUGUUCCCCUAGCCACGAUGGAAGAGAGAAACAGAUUGUGUAAAUAUUAUGUUUAAUAAAACUCCAAAAAUAUAAUUUAUAUAAAUUUACAUAAUAAUGACGGUAGUUGAUGAGCUGUACUUUUUUAUCAAACGAGCGAAGAUGAAAUAAAGACUUUCGUCGGAUUAUAGAA